GUCUUGGGCAUUUGCAGCAUUUGUACAUCGCUGUGUGCGGCGAACGGUUGUGGUAGUCGGACCGAAACCCCACGGGGUGGGAAAUUAGGGGCUCAAACAUGAAGCUGGUUGCCGUUUUGGCGAUCGCGAUCUUCAGCGCCUCCGUGCCCGCGUCAGGUUUCAGGAUGAUACAGCGCUUCAACAUGAGACCGCCCGGCAAGGGCGGAAUGGGCGGAAUGGGUGGAAUGGGUGGCGGAGGUCCCUUCGAGCCGACUGACUUCGAGGGCGACUUCACGCAGUCCAUGCGGAAGCUGCAGAGACAAGUGCUCAGGAGUCACAACCGCUACAGGCGCCUGCACGGUGUGCACACUCUCAAGGAGGACGAGGAGUUGAAUCGCUACGCCCAAGCCUGGGCCUUGAUGCUUGCCCAAAGAGACCGCAUGGAGCACAGGACCAAGCCGAUACACGGAGAAAACCUCUUCAUGUCGUGGAGCAGCAACUUGGAGGCACCCAUCACGGGAAGCAUGGCCGUGAAGGCGUGGUACGACGAGAUCAAGGACUACGACUACAACAACCCGACCUUCAAGUCCGGCACGGGCCACUUCACGCAGGUCGUGUGGAAGAACUGCCGUCGCCUGGGCACGGGCAUCGCCCGCGGCCGGAAGGGCACCAUCUACAUCGUGUCCGUCUACGAUCCGCGAGGAAACAUCAUGGGCCAGUUCGGCAGCCAAGUCACCCGGCCCAACGCCGGCGGCGGCGGCGGAGGUAAAGGCGGCCACAAGAAACGAAGGCGCCAGCAGCAGCAGGACGACUACUGAACCAGGAACGACGCCGACGUGCCCCCGGACCAGGGGUUCCGGGGGGUAUUCCGUAGCAGUCCACCUUAGUGGACUGUCCACUUCGGCCGCUGCUGAUUGGCUGGGGCCGCUCGUCUCCUCCUCGCUCGUAACAGCUGCAUCCAAUCAGCAGUGGCCGGAAUGGACGGUCCGCUAGGUGGAGUCCCACAGAAUACCGCCCCAGAGCGAGAAGGGGUACGGUCGCGGCGUUCGACGUCGAUGGAGCCGAUAUUUUGGCUCCACUUUACGACGUCUGUUCUCCACAAACGACCCAGUGGCAAGUCUCGCUCGCGGAACGAAAAAUACAUAUCAAUAUAAAAUUAAA
Messenger RNA from Dermacentor albipictus, 1140 nucleotides. Its product is annotated as Golgi-associated plant pathogenesis-related protein 1-like. The record is from RefSeq and is a predicted model, not a curated record. NCBI's taxonomy places the organism in Eukaryota, Metazoa, Arthropoda, Arachnida, Ixodida, Ixodidae.